AUGAGCAAAAACUUCGGGAGUGGCUCUUCAUGGCUAAUCUUCUUCACCUCUCGCGUUUGCGACGCCUUUGCGCUCUUUUUCUAUGCCGGCUCAAUUUUCUUCUUGGAAGCAUAUCAUUCCGAAGGAGCUGGCGAGGCGUGGGGAUGGCUGGGAGCCAUUUGCUUUAAGCUCGCUGCAUUUGCAGAGAUUGCAGCGCUAGCUGCGUGGGGCAGCUCCUCCUUUGAGGUGCUUGAUGCGGUCUUCACCGUUAUGCUUGGAGUUUCCCUCAGCAUUGCGUUUCUUUGGUCGCUUUUUUUCGAGCCUGCCAGCCACCGGUUCGACGUUCGCCUAACACAGUCAGCUAUGAGAAAUGAGUACUACAAGUCUCGCAACGCCAUGGCGUACUACGGCCCAGCAGUUGUGAACGCAGAUGGAAACGUUAAAUCCGUGUUCCUGACUGUUGAGUGGGCAGCCGCUUUGAUGUUCUUUUAG
Messenger RNA from Eimeria necatrix, 471 nucleotides. RefSeq names its product Chromosome III, complete sequence, related. NCBI's taxonomy places the organism in Eukaryota, Apicomplexa, Conoidasida, Eucoccidiorida, Eimeriidae. The transcript is spliced from 4 exons. The record is from RefSeq and is a predicted model, not a curated record. Bases 1 to 471 code for a protein of 156 amino acids.